Aquila chrysaetos chrysaetos is the source of this 2412-nucleotide messenger RNA. RefSeq names its product solute carrier family 18 member A3 (gene SLC18A3). Lineage: Eukaryota; Metazoa; Chordata; Aves; Accipitriformes; Accipitridae. Gene Ontology annotation, biological process: chemical synaptic transmission; transmembrane transport. The record is from RefSeq and is a predicted model, not a curated record. Gene Ontology annotation, cellular component: AP-2 adaptor complex; terminal bouton; AP-1 adaptor complex. Gene Ontology annotation, molecular function: acetylcholine transmembrane transporter activity.
GAUGGAGGGCCGGCCCCUCGGAGCCGCCUCGCAGCGGCGGCGCGGGCUGGCGGCGGCCGCCGGGAGGUGAGCGGCGGCGGCGGCUCGGGCGGCGGAGGCGGCGGGGCCGCCCCUGCCGUGCCCCAUGCGGGCGGCGGCGGGGCGGCGGCGGCGCUGAGGGCCAUGUCGGAGGCGGGGGGCGCGGGCCGGGCGCGGGCCGCCGUGGCGCGGCUCUCGGAGGCGGUGGGCGAGCGGCGGCGGCGGCUGGGCACCGCCAUGGGGGAGGCGCGGCGGCAGCGGCGGCUGCUGCUGGUGGUGGUGUGCGUGGCGCUGCUGCUGGACAACAUGCUCUACAUGGUCAUCGUGCCCAUCAUCCCCGACUACAUCGCGGCGAUGCGCGGCGGGGGGGACGCCGCCGGCCCGUUCGCGCCCGCGGGGGGCAACGAGAGCGGCGGCGGCGGCGGCAACCGGAGCCUCCUGCGGCCGCGGUACCCGCCGGCCGCGGGGGGCAACGAGGACGUGCAGAUCGGGGUGCUGUUCGCCUCCAAGGCCAUGCUGCAGCUGCUGGUGAACCCGCUCAGCGGCACCCUCAUCGACCGCGUGGGCUACGAGGCGCCGCUGCUGGCCGGGCUGGCCGUCAUGUUCCUCUCCACCGCCACCUUCGCCUUCGCGGAGAACUACGCGACGCUGUUCGCGGCGCGCAGCCUGCAGGGGCUGGGCUCGGCCUUCGCCGACACCGCCGGCAUCGCCCUCAUCGCCGACCGCUACGCCGAGGAGCCGGCGCGGAGCCGCGCCCUGGGCACGGCGCUGGCCUGCAUCUCCUUCGGCAGCCUGGCCGCCCCCCCCUUCGGCGGCGUCCUCUACGAGUUCGCCGGCAAGCGGGUGCCCUUCCUGGUGCUGGCCUGCGUCUGCCUGCUCGACGGGCUGCUGCUGCUGGCCCUGGCGCCGCCCUGCGCCGCCGGGGCGCGGGCCAACAUGCCCGUCGGCACCCCCAUCCACCGCCUCAUGGUCGACCCCUACAUCGCCGUGGUGGCGGGGGCCCUGGCCACCUGCAACAUCCCCCUGGCCUUCCUGGAGCCCACCAUCGCCAACUGGAUGAAGGAGUCCAUGGGGGCCAGCGAGUGGGAGGUGGGCCUCACCUGGCUGCCCGCCUUCUUCCCCCACGUGCUGGGCGUCUACGUCACCGUCCGGCUGGCCGCCGCGUACCCCCACCUCCAGUGGUUUUACGGGGCCCUGGGCAUGGCCGUCAUCGGCGCCAGCUCCUGCCUGGUGCCAGCCUGCAGGAAUUUUGGGCAGGUCAUCGUUCCCCUCUGCGGCAUCUGCUUCGGCAUCGCCCUGGUGGACACGGCCCUGCUGCCCACCCUGGCCUUCCUGGUGGACGUGCGCCACGUCUCUGUCUACGGCAGCGUCUACGCCAUCGCAGACAUCUCCUACUCUGUGGCGUACGCCCUGGGGCCCAUCGUGGCCGGCCAGAUCGUGCACACUAUGGGCUUCGCACAGCUCAACCUGGGCAUGGGGCUCGCCAACGUGCUUUACGCCCCUGUCCUCCUCUUCCUCAAAAACGUCUGCCAAAUGAAACCCUCUCACUCGGAGAGGAACAUCCUCCUUGAAGAAGGACCUAAGGGACUCUACGACACCAUCAAAAUGGAGGAGCGCAAAGGCGUGGGCAAAACCCUCCGGCCAGCGGGCGAGAUGGAGGAGAACGGCAUGGACUCUUACCGCAGAGACCUGACAGGGGUGUCCGAGGAGGACUCGUCAGACUACGAGUACAGUUAGGUUCCCCCACGCGGCCCAGCCCCGGGAGCAAGGAGGGGCAUGCGGGAGAGAGGGAAAGGCGGCGAUGAAAGCGUUACUGCAUUAUGUUUCUGUACCGAUGUGCAAUAUAUACAGUUUAACCUUUGUCAUGAUGUAAUGGCUUUCUUCUUCUAGACUUAUUUUUAAUUGGUAUUUCCUUCAGCAUUCUGGCUAGGUGGAGGGGGUGGGGAGCGGGGGGACAAGCCUGCAGAAAAUUAUCCGAAUAAUCAUCAGCAUAAAUCUGGGGGGGAUCCUUCCAUGAAAACCAACAACAAAACAAAAAACCCAACAGCCUCGUAGCUGGGGUAUAACUGUGCAAAGUUUUCUCAAGCUGAAACUGUGUGUGACAUACUGUAUAUCUCUGUAAAAAAUAUAAGAAAAGCAAAAAAGUCUGUGUAAAAUUUUGAAUGGCAUAUUCAGGGACUUAGUAAACCUUGUGUACAUAUACUUAGAUUUUCAGUUGGUUUCAUAUAUUUAAGAAGAGCAACAACUAUCACAACAUCUUAUUCUUCCUUGGGAAUAAACUGAAGUAUUGUACUUUUUCUGUUGUGCUGCUCUCUGGUAAGUGCAAUAUGCUGUAUUACGUUGAAGUCCAAACUACAAGAAUAAUACGAUCUGAAUAAAUGGAAUUGAAGGGGA